GCGGCGCGCGCGGAUGACGUCACUGCCGGGACCGGGCCAGCCGCGUGUUUCCCGGGAACUUCCGGUUCCGGGGGGCGGAGCGUCCCCGCCAUGGACGAUCUGAUCCUCAACGUUGAUUUCUCUGCCCCGGAGCGCCGCUCCAAGAAAGAACCGGGGAACCGAAAGCACCAGAGCUUCGUGCGGCGGCGCCGGGAGCUGGAGCGCCGCGGGGUCCUGCGGCAGAAACAGCUCCCGGCAGCGGCACCGGGAGCGCCCCGGCCGGGCCGGGCACGGCGUGGAGGGGCCAAACGCUGUCCCAAGGAGAACGGUGCUGCCACCACCUCCCGGUGCCCGCCGGUAUCACAGAACGGCCCCAAGGACAAGGCUCGGGGAGCAGCUCUUGCAGCACCCCCGGUGUCCCAGAACGGCCCCACCGGUACCGGAGCCCCCACUCAGAGCAAGGCCAAGGCUCGGGGGGCGGCCCAGAAGGGCCCCACCGGUACCGGAGGCAAGGCCAAGGCUCGGGGCGCUGGCACUGCCCCCCCGGCACCCUCCAAGCUGGUGGCCCUGGACUGUGAGAUGGUGGGCACGGGCCCCGGCGGGCGCACCAGCGCCCUGGCACGCUGCAGCAUCGUCACCUACGAGGGGGACGUGGUGUACGACCGGUACGUGCGGCCCGAGGCCGCCAUCGUGGAUUACCGGACCCGCUGGAGCGGCAUCCGCCCGCGGCACAUGGCACAGGCCGUGCCCUUCCGCCGGGCACAGCAGCAGAUCCUGCAGAUCCUCGCUGGCAAGGUGGUGGUGGGCCACGCCAUCCACAACGACUUCAAGGCUCUGCACUACUGCCACCCCAAAGCCCUGACCAGGGACACGUCGCAGAUCCCGCUGCUGAACCGCAGGGCCGGCUUCCCUGAGAACGUCAACAUCUCCCUGAAACGCCUCACCAAGGCCCUGCUCAACCAGGACAUCCAGGUGGGGAAAAGCGGCCACUCCUCGGUGGAAGAUGCCCGAGCCACCAUGGAGCUCUACAAGGUGGUGGAGCAGGAGUGGGAGCAGCACCUGCAGCAGAACCCCGAGCAGAAGUGACACCCUGGGGGGCUCAGAGUGACACCCUGGGGGGCUCAGAGUGACACCCUGGGGGGCUCAGAGUGAC
Messenger RNA from Melospiza melodia melodia, 1132 nucleotides. It is a transcript of the gene ISG20L2, whose product is annotated as interferon stimulated exonuclease gene 20 like 2. Gene Ontology annotation, molecular function: nucleic acid binding; 3'-5'-RNA exonuclease activity. NCBI's taxonomy places the organism in Eukaryota, Metazoa, Chordata, Aves, Passeriformes, Passerellidae. Bases 91 to 1065 code for a protein of 324 amino acids. Gene Ontology annotation, cellular component: nucleus. The record is from RefSeq and is a predicted model, not a curated record. The transcript has 4 exons.